This is a messenger RNA of Sciurus carolinensis (gray squirrel), 4901 nucleotides long. It is a transcript of the gene Sall3, whose product is annotated as spalt like transcription factor 3. Gene Ontology annotation, cellular component: nucleus. The transcript is spliced from 3 exons. Lineage: Eukaryota; Metazoa; Chordata; Mammalia; Rodentia; Sciuridae. Bases 107 to 4066 code for a protein of 1319 amino acids. Gene Ontology annotation, molecular function: RNA polymerase II cis-regulatory region sequence-specific DNA binding; DNA-binding transcription factor activity, RNA polymerase II-specific. The record is from RefSeq and is a predicted model, not a curated record. Gene Ontology annotation, biological process: regulation of transcription by RNA polymerase II.
CCGCGCCCCGCGCCCGCCCGGCCGCCCCGCGCCCGCCCCGCACCGUCCCCGCUGGCCUCCCCGCUGAUGCCGCUGCCCCGCGCGGAGCCCGAGCGCCGCUAGCAGCAUGUCUCGGCGCAAGCAGGCCAAGCCCCAACACCUCAAGUCGGACGAGGAGCUGCCGCCGCCGGACGGGGCUCCCGAACACGGCGUCCCCGGGGAAGGUGCGGACGACGUGGACAGCGGGACCGAGAGCAGGAGCGGCGGUGAGGAGGCCAGCGUGUGCGAGACUUGCUGCGCAGAGUUCUUCAAGUGGACCGACUUCCUGCAGCACAAGAAAAGCUGCACCAAAAACCCGCUGGUGCUCAUCGUGAAUGAGGAUGAGCCGGCGCCGCCCUCUGAAGAGUUUCCAGAACCUUCUCCCGCCAGCUCGCCCAGUGACCACACGGAGAGCGAGGCCGCCGAGGAGGCCGCCCCCACAGAGGGCGGCGAGGGAAGUGAGGUGAAGGCCCCAGAGCAGGAGGACGAGCCCAUGGACGUGGAGGCCCCUGGGGACAAGGGCCUGCAGGGCCCAGGCGCGCCCGCUGCUGCUCCAGCACUGCCCCCGGGCUCUCCCGCCACCUUCAGCAUGCCUAGCACCAACGUGACGCUGGAGACGCUGCUGAGCACCAAGGUGGCCGUGGCGCAGUUCUCGCAGGGCGCACGCGCCGCGGGCACGGCCAGCGGCAGCGUGGGCGCCGUGGCCAUCCCCAUGAUCCUGGAGCAGCUUGUGGCUCUGCAGCAGCAGCAGAUCCACCAGCUACAGCUCAUCGAGCAGAUCCGCAGCCAGGUGGCCCUGAUGAGCCGCCAGCCCGCCAGGCCCCCUCUGAACCCUGCUGCCCCUGGCACACCCGCCCCCGCCUCCAGCCAGCUCCAGGGCCUGGCCCCGCACCCCGCCCUACAGCUCUCAGCCGGGCCAGCCCCUGUCCCCGCAGGUUCUGGCCCAGCCGCCCCAGCAGCCUUCGAGGGCCCCCAGCACCUGUCGCAGCCAGCGACGGGCACCAGCACGCCAGGUGGCGCCGGCCCCGCGGAGUCGGUGGUGUCCACAGCCUCCGGCACAGCUCCUGCCCUGGGGUCCUCGCAGCCCAGCACAGCGGGUGGCCUGACGCAGCCCCAGAAUGCAUCCACGCCCCCCACCCUGGGCCCGGGGCCCCUCCUCAGCUCCACCUCCAGCCUGCCAAGCCCUCUGCUACCUCAGACCUCCGCCAGCAGCGUCAUCUUCCCCAACCCUCUGGUCAGCAUCGCUGCCACCGCCAACGCCCUGGACCCCCUGGCGGCCCUCAUGAAGCACCGCAAGGGCAAGCCCCCUAACGUGUCGGUGUUCGAGCCCAAGGCCAGCGCAGAGGACCCCUUCUUCAAGCACAAGUGCAGGUUCUGUGCCAAGGUCUUUGGCAGCGACAGUGCGCUGCAAAUCCACCUGCGCUCUCACACUGGCGAGCGGCCCUUCAAGUGCAACAUCUGUGGGAACCGCUUCUCCACCAAAGGCAACCUGAAGGUACACUUCCAGAGGCAUAAGGAGAAGUACCCCCACAUCCAGAUGAACCCCUACCCGGUUCCAGAAUACCUCGACAAUGUGCCCACGUGCUCGGGGAUUCCCUAUGGCAUGUCACUGCCCCCAGAGAAGCCAGUGACCACCUGGCUUGAUAGCAAGCCAGUGCUGCCCACAGUGCCCACAUCAGUGGGGCUGCAGCUGCCCCCCACUGUUCCUAGUGCUCAUAGCUACACUGAUUCCCCCAGCAUCACCCCUGUCAGCCGCUCCCCACAGAGGCCCUCACCUGCAUCCAGCGAAUGCACCUCCUUGUCCCCAGGCCUCAACAAUGCAGAGUCCAGCAUCCCAGUGACGUCUGAGUCCCCACAGCCACUCCUCAGUGGGUCUUCUCUGACUAAACCCGAGCCCGUCAACCUGCCAUGCACAAAUGCAAGGACAGGGGACACAGCGGUUGGUGGGCAGGUUGGUGCUGUUCCCACCUCGGCGGCCACGUCGGUCACAGACAGCGUCUCCACGAGCCUCAGCAGCCCCGGUCUGCCAGCAGUCUCUGACCAGUUCAAGGCCCAGUUUCCCUUCGGGGGACUGCUUGACUCUAUGCAAACGUCAGAAACCUCGAAACUGCAGCAGCUGGUGGAGAACAUUGAUAAGAAGAUGACAGACCCAAACCAGUGCGUCAUCUGCCACCGCGUGCUGAGCUGCCAGAGUGCCCUGAAGAUGCACUACAGGACGCACACGGGGGAGCGGCCCUUCAAGUGCAAGAUCUGCGGGCGCGCCUUCACCACCAAGGGCAACCUGAAGACGCACUUUGGGGUGCACCGGGCGAAGCCGCCCCUGCGGGUGCAGCACUCCUGCCCCAUCUGUCAGAAGAAGUUCACCAACGCCGUGGUGCUGCAGCAGCACAUCCGCAUGCACAUGGGAGGGCAGAUCCCCAACACGCCGCUGCCAGAGGGCUUCCAGGAGGCCAUGGACGCCGAGCUGCCCUUCGAGGAGAAGAACAUGGAGGCCCUGAGCAGCUAUGAGGACGACAUGGACGAGAACUCGGUGGAGGAGGACGUGGAGCCGAAGGACGCGGCCGGUGACACCAAACCGCUCCUGGCCUACGCGGCCUCCUGCCCACCCUCGCCCCCCUCCGUCAUCUCCAGCAUCGCUGCCUUGGAGAACCAGAUGAAGAUGAUGGACUCUGUCAUGAACUGUCAGCAGCUGGCCAGCCUGAAGUCUGUGGAAAACGGGUCUGGGGAGAGCGACCGUCUGAGCAACGACUCCUCCUCUGCUGCGGGCGACCUGGAGAGCCGCAGCGCGGGCAGCCCUGCCCUGUCCUCCUCCUCCUCCCAGGCACUGUCACCCACCCACAGCAACGGGGAGAGCUUCCGCUCCAAGUCCCCAGGCCUCAGCCACCAGGAGGACCCGCAGGAGAUCCCUCUAAAGACAGAGAGGCCAGACAGCCCGCCCUCCGGCCCAGGAAGUGGAGGCGCACUGGACCUGACGGCCGGCCACCCCAGCCGGCCGGCCAUCAAGGAGGAGGCUCCCUUCAGCCUGCUGUUCCUGAACAGGGAGCGGGGUAAGUGUGCAAGCACUUGUGCAAGCACUGUGUGUGGUGUCUGUGGCAAGCCCUUUGCUUGCAAGAGCGCGUUGGAAAUCCACCACCGCAGCCAUACCAAGGAACGGCCCUUCGUCUGCACCGUCUGCAGACGGGGCUGCUCCACCAUGGGUAAUUUAAAACAGCACUUACUGACACACGGAUUGAGAGGGCUGCCUUCUCAGGCCUUUGACCCCGACUUUGCCCUAGGUCCCAGCCACAGCUCUCCUCGCCUGGCCUCCAGCCCUGCACCCACCAUGAUCAAAAUGGAAGUGAAUGGUCACAGCAAAGCCAUCGCGCUGGGCGAGGGCCCGCCACUGCCGGCCGGGGUCCAGGUCCCCACUGGGCCGCAGACAGUGAUGAGCCCAGGCCUGGCACCCAUGCUGGCACCCCCACCGCGCCGGACGCCUAAGCAGCACAAUUGCCAGUCGUGUGGGAAGACCUUCUCCUCAGCCAGCGCCCUGCAGAUCCACGAGCGCACCCACACCGGGGAGAAGCCCUUCGGCUGCACCGUCUGUGGCAGGGCGUUCACCACCAAGGGCAACCUCAAGGUGCACAUGGGGACCCACAUGUGGAACAACGCCCCUGCGAGACGGGGCCGCCGCCUGUCAGUGGAAAACCCCAUGGCCCUGCUCGGUGGUGAUGCCCUAAAGUUCUCUGAAAUGUUCCAGAAGGACCUGGCAGCCCGAGCAAUGAACGUAGACCCCAGCUUUUGGAACCAGUAUGCCGCAGCCAUCACAAACGGGCUGGCCAUGAAGAACAACGAGAUCUCUGUCAUCCAGAACGGCGGCAUCCCCCAGCUCCCUGUAAGUCUAGGUGGAAGUGCCCUUCCGCCUUUGGGCACCGUGACUGGUGGCAUGGACAAAGCGCGUACUGGCAGCAGCCCACCCGUCGUCAGUUUGGACAAAGCAAGCUCUGAGACGGGCGCCAGCCGCCCGUUCACGAGGUUCAUUGAGGACAACAAGGAGAUCGGUAUAAACUAGCCGCAGGCGUGGAGCCGGCCAGCUGUCCCUCCACGCCCACGUUUUGCAGUUUGAGCAUCCGUCUUCGGACCCUUUUUGCCUAGGUCCUCACUAAAGUCAUGCCACUGGCGGAACAUGCUUUCCCGUGUGGCUGCCAGAAGGUGGGGUGGCAAGCGCUGCAUGGUGCUGCCUCAGCCGUGGGUCCGACUCUUCUGAAGAACUCCGCAAACUUUCAAGUAAAUUCCUAACUUUCAGUUGAAAACAAUAAGUGCUUGGAAAACCACCUUAGAAACAGAAAGAGCUCAGACCACAUCCACUGUUUCCCUUGAAACCUAAUAACCCCGCAAGGGAGAAUGGGGUCCCCUGCAGUAUUCCACAGAGCCCCGUGUGAUGGUUUUGUCCACAUUAGUAGAAACUUGAACUGUUUAGGAGCUCUUCGCCUGGCAGGGGUGGUUCCGUGUUCCAAUGCCGUGUAUGGUGACAGUAUCUUUGUCCGUAGUAUUUAUAAUGUUAAGAUUAUGCGGGUAACAGACAAUAAAAUAGCCCCAACCUUAAAUGAAGCUUUUGUACUGCAGAAUACAUCUGGCUGUGUGAUUUUUUUUAAGCAAAAUUUGUUUUACUAUAAAUAAGUGAAUUAUUUCAAUGCAGGCAAAAUUGUGACGUUCUGUUGGGAAAGAUAGCAUGCUUUUUGUGUGCAAGUACCUGUCAGUAACAAGCCUUUUUUUUUUUUUAAUUUAAAUGUUUGUAGCUGCUAUGUGGACGGUUGUUCUCUAGUGUGGUCUGUAGCCCAGUGUUUGAUUGGGGAACAAGUUACAGACAAACAUCACCAUAAAUUAUUCACAACAUUAUAAAUAGU